GGGGAGGGGGAGAUGGAGGUGGUUCUGGAGCUGCGAGGGAAUGGUGUUGGGGAGGUUCUAAUAUAGGGAUUGAGUUUCCGACCCCUAAGGAGAUUUGCAGAGGCUUAGAUAAGUUUGUGAUUGGCCAAGAGCGGGCUAAGAAGGUACUCUCUGUUGCAGUCUACAAUCAUUACAAGAGGAUCUAUUAUGAUAACUUGUCAAACUGGUCUGCAUCAGAUUCAAUUUCUGGUGGAUCUACUAUUAAUGAUAAUGAUACAGUGGAACUGGAGAAAAGCAACAUUCUUUUGAUGGGUCCAACGGGCUCAGGGAAAACACUACUAGCGAAAACAUUGGCACGAUUUGUGAAUGUACCUUUUGUCAUUGCUGAUGCCACAACCCUCACUCAGGCAGGAUAUGUUGGCGAAGAUGUGGAGUCCAUACUAUACAAGCUUCUUAUGGCUGCCGACUUUAAUGUGGCUGCUGCCCAACAAGGAAUUGUUUAUAUUGAUGAAGUUGAUAAGAUCACUAAAAAGGCUGAGAGUCUAAAUAUUAGCAGAGAUGUAUCUGGGGAAGGUGUCCAACAGGCAUUGCUGAAAAUGCUUGAAGGAACAGUUGUUAAUGUACCAGAGAAAGGAGCAAGAAAGCAUCCACGUGGUGAAAAUAUCCAGAUUGAUACAAAAGAUAUUCUCUUCAUCUGUGGAGGUGCAUUUAUUGACUUGGAGAAGACUAUAUCUGAGAGGCGUCAGGAUUCUUCUAUUGGUUUUGGAGCACCUGUUCGUGCAAACAUGCGGUCCGGUGGUUUGACAAAUGCUGCCAUCACUUCGUCUUUGUUGGACUGCGUUGAAAGUGGAGACCUCAUUGCAUAUGGUUUGAUACCGGAAUUUGUUGGGAGGUUCCCCGUACUUGUUUGCUUGUCUGCUCUCAAUGAAGAUCAGCUUCUUCAAGUUCUUACUGAGCCUAAAAAUGCCCUUGGGAAACAGUACAAGAAGUUGUUCAAAAUGAACGAUGUCAAAUUACAUUUUACUGAAAAAGCUCUGCGGCAAAUUGCAAAAAAAGCAAUUGCCAAAAAUACAGGGGCUCGGGGUUUGAGAUCAAUAUUAGAAAGUAUUUUGACAGAAGCAAUGUAUGAGAUUCCUGAUGCAAGAGCAGGGAAAGAGCAAAUAGAUGCUGUUGUUGUUGAUGAGGAAUCUGUUGGAUCUUCAAACUCGCAUGGAUGUGGAGCUAAGAUUUUAUAUGGUGAAGCAGCACUUGAGCGCUUCCUUUCUCAACAAAAUAACAAACAACCUGUGAGAACACUCGAGCAGAUUGAAUCUGAGGUGGAACCACCAGAGCUUGCUUCUAGAGCUGCCAGCAUGUAAUCCUUUGAUCAAGUAAUUUAUUCUGUACAUGACUGCUUUCUUUUUGUUCUUGCUUUAAUAAAGUUCCAUUCUGUAGUCCAAGGUGUAAAAUUCUUCCAUUAGGCUACUAGAUUCUCAUUACCAAAAAUAUUGUCGAACAAAUUGAUUUGGUAAGUGAUUUUUCUUUUAAUUUUUUUCUUUAUGAUUAGAGCAUGUCAAUGUAAUUUUCUCACAAUGAUCUUAUCAAUUGCUGGCAUUUCAUCGGUUCUCACUCCUA
This is a messenger RNA of Dendrobium catenatum, 1593 nucleotides long. Its product is annotated as CLP protease regulatory subunit CLPX1, mitochondrial. NCBI's taxonomy places the organism in Eukaryota, Viridiplantae, Streptophyta, Magnoliopsida, Asparagales, Orchidaceae. Gene Ontology annotation, molecular function: ATP binding; ATP hydrolysis activity; ATP-dependent protein folding chaperone. Gene Ontology annotation, cellular component: mitochondrial matrix. The record is from RefSeq and is a predicted model, not a curated record. Gene Ontology annotation, biological process: protein folding; protein catabolic process; proteolysis.